AUGGUUACGCUUAAGCCUUUCUUGAUCCUUGCGCUUAUACUGAAUGCGUUGGGCUUUUUGCAGUUCGGCCACGCCUUGCCAUCCAUCGGACACUAUGGCAAGCGAUUUGACCCAAUAGCCGGCAUUGACUUCAUACAGAUAUGUCUGAACAAUUGUGCGCAGUGCAAGCAAAUGCUGGGCGACUACUUCCAGGGCCAAAGUUGCGCCGAGUCCUGCCUAAAGUUCAAAGGUAAAGCGAUACCCGACUGCCAAGACAUCGCCUCCAUAGCGCCGUUCCUCAAUGCACUCGAGUAG
Scaptodrosophila lebanonensis is the source of this 294-nucleotide messenger RNA. RefSeq names its product eclosion hormone. Gene Ontology annotation, molecular function: ecdysis-triggering hormone activity. NCBI's taxonomy places the organism in Eukaryota, Metazoa, Arthropoda, Insecta, Diptera, Drosophilidae. Gene Ontology annotation, biological process: ecdysis, chitin-based cuticle; neuropeptide signaling pathway. The transcript is spliced from 2 exons. The record is from RefSeq and is a predicted model, not a curated record. The coding region runs from base 1 to 294 and encodes 97 amino acids.